CUUUCCACGGAAUACCUUCGGAGUAUAAAAGACGAUUUUGUGAUUGUAAACACAUCUAAGUUGUAUGGAAAAUCGUGAAGUGAACUAUCAAUAUUCUCAAGAUGAUGAUGAGACUCGGAGUAUUCCUAAGUGCUCUAGUAUGUAGUGCAUUGAGUGUUGAAUUGCGUAGAGAUGAAACGUAUCCACCUCCGGAACUCUUGAGAGUCAUUAAAAUCGCACACGAUGUCUGCGUUCCCCAAACAGGUGUUCUCGAAGAGCACAUUAAGGAAUUCAGCGAUGGAGAACCAAUUGAGGACGAGGCUCUAAAGUGCUACAUGAAUUGCCUUUUCCACGAAGUGGAAGUGGUCGAUGACACUGGACAUGUUCACUUUGAAAAGCUCAUCAAUCGCAUUCCGGAAUCUAUGAAGGAGAGAGCCAUGCCGGUUAUUACCAAAUGCCAGAAUCCUGUUGGUCCUAAUUUAUGUGAAAAAGCCUAUUGGCUACAUAAAUGCUGGAAAAGGGAAGACCCUUCUCACUAUUUCUUGGCAUAAUGGUUUGGCGAGGGGUCUCUCAACCCGUGUAUCGUCGGAACUUGUAAAAGAAAGUCCACCACAGGAAAUAAAUUUAUGUAGCUCGAGUAAAAAAAAUGCAGUAGAAAAAAUGGCAAUAAUUCUUGAAUUAAGGGCUUUCUUUUUGUGUCCUUACGCGAUGGUCUUAAUGAAUAA
Phlebotomus papatasi is the source of this 704-nucleotide messenger RNA. Its product is annotated as general odorant-binding protein 83a-like. The transcript has 4 exons. NCBI's taxonomy places the organism in Eukaryota, Metazoa, Arthropoda, Insecta, Diptera, Psychodidae. Gene Ontology annotation, molecular function: odorant binding. The record is from RefSeq and is a predicted model, not a curated record. Gene Ontology annotation, biological process: sensory perception of smell. Bases 102 to 530 code for a protein of 142 amino acids.